Molecule: messenger RNA, 879 nt
Organism: Lachancea meyersii CBS 8951
Lineage: Eukaryota; Fungi; Ascomycota; Saccharomycetes; Saccharomycetales; Saccharomycetaceae
Source: the annotation of a GenBank genome assembly
AUGCCCUUCGAAAAUUACCUGAGAGGGCCAACUGAGAACAGAAAAGUCCCACAAGAGCCUCCUGUAGAGCACUACGAAUCGGCCAAGAGUCUUCUGGACCUGUUUUCACAGAAAGGAAAACUUGUGGUCGUCACCGGAGCCGCAGGCGCCAUAGGAGGAGCCAUCUGCCAUGGAUUUGCUUCUGCAGGAGCAGAUCUGUGUGUGCUGGACUACAAGUACGACACCGCAUUGGCUGAGUUUUUGGCUGAAAAAUACAACAUCAAGGCCAAGGCAUAUCAAGUCGACAUUACAAAGGCAGAGGACGUCGAAACCUGCGUUAAAGCCAUCCAAAAGGACUUCCCAGGCCGCAGUAUCGACACUUUCAUUGCCAAUGCCGGAGUUGCUUGGACGCACGGCAGCAUCCUAAACGAGAGUGCAACACCUGACGCCUGGAAACGGGUUAUGGACGUCAACGUCCAGGGCACCUUCCAUUGCUCCAAAUAUAUCGCUGAGGUUUUCAAACUGCAGGGCCAUGGAUGUCUAAUUUUGACGGCUUCGAUGUCUUCGCACAUCGCCAAUGUUCCCAACUACCAGACCUGCUACAACGCAUCGAAAGCAGCCGUGAGACACAUGGCACGCGGUUUUGCCGUCGAGUUCGCACAUCUGACCGAGCCAGCCGGCCGUAUUCGCUGCAACUCGGUGUCUCCGGGCUACACAGACACUAUUUUGAGCUCUUUUGUUCCCACCGAGCAGAGAGCCCAGUGGUGGGGGUUGACACCGCAGGGUCGGGAAGCGCUUCCACAGGAACUGGUCGGUGCAUACCUGUACUUGGCAUCUGACGCUGCCACUUUUACAAACGGCUGCGAUAUUCCGGUCGACGGAGGGUACACUUGCGUUUGA